AUGCGCUUCCUCCUCACCAUCAUGGCCUUAGCUGCAGUCGCCAGCGCAGAGACAGUGUGGUGCAACAAAGGAACAGCUGGCAAUGGCAAAUGCGAGCCCGAAUUCCACACAUUCUGCUGUACUCCUACCAGCGGCGGCGAAUACACAAACAAGAAGACCCCAGCAAGAGAAGGCUUCAACCCUUCGAACUCACGGAAUUGUGGUGCAGAGAUUCCUGGAACUGGUGGGACGACUGAGGGAGCGGUGUUUUGUGCUAAGUGA
This is a messenger RNA of Fulvia fulva, 261 nucleotides long. RefSeq names its product Ecp9-7. The record is from RefSeq and is a predicted model, not a curated record. Lineage: Eukaryota; Fungi; Ascomycota; Dothideomycetes; Mycosphaerellales; Mycosphaerellaceae. The coding region runs from base 1 to 261 and encodes 86 amino acids. The transcript is spliced from 2 exons.